AGUAUAGGUAACUUAUGUGUGGGACUCUUCUAAGAGGAUCCCCUCCAAGGGACUAGUACGCACCAUUUCCGUGUAACAGUCCAAGCUUGAACGAACACGUCGCUUUCACACACUUCAGAAUCCCAUAGAUUAAAGCAGAACCCAAGAAAAUAAAAGUUUAGAUCCAACACAUUGUUUCCCUCUGUUCUCCACUGUGUUCAAACAGAAACAAGAACAACAAAAACAGAAUUGAAGAUGGAGGACCUAGCGCAGGUUCUAGGGUUGAGCGCAACGAGGGUGGCGAGCGCGGUGAUCUCGGCGGCGCAUAACGCCAGUGCCCACCGCCGGAACUGCGAGCGCUUGGUGGAGCAGGUGAGGAUGAUAGGGAACCUGCUGGCGACGCUGGAGUCCACUGAGGUAGCACGGCUGCCGGCGACAAAGGAACCGUUGGACGGUCUCCAAGAGGCUCUGCGGGAAGCGUUGGAAUUGGUGGAAAGUUGCAAAGACAAGAGUUACCUUUACAUGCUUGCCAUGGGUUGGAGCGUAGUGAACCAGUUCCGCCACGUUCAGACGCAGAUCGAUCGUCACCUUCAACUCGUGCCCCUCAUCUCCGCUGUUCACGAUUUUCGUAUGCAGCAUCUCGGCCAAGAGGAUCAAACGGAAUACACUCUGGAUGAAGAAGAAAUGGAGACCCAAAAUGUGAUACUAAAGACUAAUUGAUCUAAGAAGGAUGCAGGUAUAUUGGAGAAGUCCUUAUCUCGUAGGUACCCUGAUCUGGGGUUCCACGAGGCCCUCAAAGAGGAGAAAGAAAAACUGCAUAUUGAACUACAUAGAUCAAG
Molecule: messenger RNA, 818 nt
Organism: Vigna radiata var. radiata (mung bean)
Lineage: Eukaryota; Viridiplantae; Streptophyta; Magnoliopsida; Fabales; Fabaceae
Product: protein MID1-COMPLEMENTING ACTIVITY 1
Exons: 2
Coding region: 235-699 (154 amino acids)
Biological process (GO): cell surface receptor signaling pathway
Source: RefSeq, a predicted model, not a curated record